CAGUAAGUGAAGUGGUAGAAGAAGACUACUGAAGGCAUGGGGUCUGUAACCGAUGAUGAAGUCAUUCGAAAGCGUCUUCUUAUCGACGGCGACGGAGCUGGGGAUGAUCGGAGAAUCAAUUUGUUGUUAAAAACCUUCACCAAGUGGUGCAACUCGCCUGGGACACCGGAUGAAAGCAGCUUCACACAGUACCAGAGGAUGCUGGGUACAUUGGCCCAAUGCGAAUUCUCCUUGGGAAAGACCCUGAUGGUUUAUGAUAUGAAUCUGAGAGAAAUGGAGAAUUAUGGGAAAAUCUACUCAAAUAUAGAACAAAAUAUAACUUCGGCACACGAGAAGAUAGCGGAAUGCAAAAAGGAAAUCCAGAGAGCAAAGCGAGUAAGAAAGAACCGCCAGGAAUAUGAUGCUCUAGCAAAGGUUAUUCAGCACCACCCUAAUCGUCACGAAACACUCAAACAAUUGGAGGCACUUGACAAAGAACUCCAGCAAUUGUGUAACAUCAAGGAGAAUGUGGAUGCAAAGUUGGAACUACGGAAGAAACAGUUCCAUGUACUACUCAGUACCAUACAGGAACUACAGCAGACCCUUGAAAAUGAUGAGAAAAUGGAGACUGAUGAAAACAAUCAGCAGAGCCCGUCAGAGAGCGCUGAAUGAGGAUUUGUUUUAUUUAGAAUCAGUUGAACCAAUUUUGUAUGUUAUUUUUUCUGUAUUUUUAAAUAAAUAUGAAAAAUACUGUCUCUUUUAA
This is a messenger RNA of Phycodurus eques (leafy seadragon), 742 nucleotides long. RefSeq names its product THO complex 7 (gene thoc7). Gene Ontology annotation, biological process: mRNA processing; mRNA export from nucleus. The record is from RefSeq and is a predicted model, not a curated record. The transcript has 8 exons. NCBI's taxonomy places the organism in Eukaryota, Metazoa, Chordata, Actinopteri, Syngnathiformes, Syngnathidae. Gene Ontology annotation, cellular component: THO complex part of transcription export complex. Bases 37 to 651 code for a protein of 204 amino acids.